UGUGUGUCUCCGUGGUGCAGUGACCUUGGUGCGGGACAGAUAUAAGGAAGAAGCGAUGCGGAGUUCUGCAUCUUUCUUCACCAGACAACAUGAAAGCACUUCUACUUACUGCCGUCUUACUGGUGGCGAGUGCUGGCCUGGUGCUCGGCGCUGACAGCUGUACUGUGAGCUGUGAAGGUAAAAACCCCGGGGACCAAGUGGCAGACCCUUACAACUGCACUCAGUUUUACGUGUGCCUGAUCGACGGCCCCUCAGACAUCCCCCUGCCCUGCGAAAUAGGGGAACACUUCGAGGAUGGCAAAUGCUUUGCAGGGGAGGAAUGCACCCCCCAGUGCAUCCCGAAAGACUGCAAUAUAAUCUGUAAGAAUCCCAUGGACUUCAUAGCUGACCCUCUGGACUGCUCCCAGUACUACAUAUGCGAUGCUUCCAAUGUACCUUUAGGGCCCUUACCAUGCGACUCCAGCAAACCGUAUUUCAACGGAGAGUCGUGCACCAACGACGAGAGCCAGUGCUGCAGACAACAGUGCAUGGCCUACUGCCACAGUGCAGGCAUCCAGAUCAUUGACCCCACUGACUGCCACCGUUACUACAUCUGCGUGAAGGAGGGCCCGGCGAAUCCAGACUACCGCCAGUCCUGUGGCAGUGGGCAGGCCUUUGACAUCGCCUCAGGACACUGCAAGCAGGGCGCGCAGUGUGUUGUCUUGUGUCCGGAUGGAGCUGGCGGCGGCGGCGACACCAGCACACCUUCAUCUUCAGAGUGCGUCUCAUCCAUGGUUUGUUCCAGCAGGGGAAAUUUCCCCAAGUGUCCUUUCUGCUACCGAGAAUACUUCUACUGUGCGGGCAGCGGCCAGACCGGCGCGCCCCAGACCUGCCCUGAUAACAAGGUUUUUGAACCCUCCUACCAUUACUGCCUCGCGACCAACAACUGUCCCCUGUACUAACAAUCCCUUGCCCUAACUGACCCUUGCCCUAACUGACCCUUGCCCUAAGUGACCCUUGCCUCAACUGUUCCUUGCCCUAACUGUCUCUUGAUUUAAAUGUCCCCUGCCGUAACUGCCCCUUGCCCUAAUUGACCCCCUCCCCUAACUGUCCCUUGCAUUAUGUGACCUUUGCCCUGACUACCCCUUGCCCUCGUUGUCACUUACCAGUCCCUGCUGACCUACUGUUGCUCCUGCUAAUACUAUUACUACUACCACUACUAUUACCACUACUUUUACUACUACUACUACUACUACAUCUCGGAAGUAAAAUUUUGAUGGAAGGUGUAUACAUGUAUAUGCUUAAAAUAAAAAACACAGUAAAAA
Scylla paramamosain (green mud crab) is the source of this 1304-nucleotide messenger RNA. RefSeq lists its product as uncharacterized. Gene Ontology annotation, molecular function: chitin binding. NCBI's taxonomy places the organism in Eukaryota, Metazoa, Arthropoda, Malacostraca, Decapoda, Portunidae. Gene Ontology annotation, cellular component: extracellular region. The transcript is spliced from 2 exons. The coding region runs from base 90 to 941 and encodes 283 amino acids. The record is from RefSeq and is a predicted model, not a curated record.